Peromyscus maniculatus bairdii (prairie deer mouse) is the source of this 1068-nucleotide messenger RNA. The record is from RefSeq and is a predicted model, not a curated record. NCBI's taxonomy places the organism in Eukaryota, Metazoa, Chordata, Mammalia, Rodentia, Cricetidae.
AUGCCGGCCCCACCCCCACCGCGGCUGGGACCACAAGUCCCGGCGGGCGCCGCAGCCUGCCUGCGCCCUCCAGACACGCUAGGGCGUCAGGGGCCGAGCCCGGUUGUUGUUGUUGAUGAUGUCGAUGAUACUGCUGUUGUCACUGAUCUUCACCUACCUGCGGAUGAAUACCAAACACAAUUGUUGGAAUGGGCAGAGAUGAGAAGGGGUUCCCUGAAAUUGUGCUGUGUGAGGCUGAGUAUUGGUACAGAAUUAGGCUACAUUGUCAAGGUCUUCAAAAUUUUACAGUGGGAGUUCAUCAAGGAGUUGGUACUGAAUACGGUGUGUGAUCUCUCCACACUGGCCAGUUUUGUAUCUUUCAUCAGCAAGAUGAGUAAUCUUCACAAAAUCUUGCUCCCAACCCAUGCUAGGACCAGAAGUAUGUCCGAAAGAUCUCUGUUCUCCAGACUCAACUGUCUCAAGCAUGUCACCAUAGAUGAUGUCUAGUUCCUCAGUGACCACAUGAAACAGUUGCUUAGGUGUCUGAAGACCCCGUUGGAGUCCUUGUCCAUCUCUUUCUGCAAUUUCUCAAAGUCGGACUUGGAGUCCUUUGCCCAGUGGGGUCACUGCCAGCUUAAACAUCUGUGCCUGAGAGGUGUCAAUUUAAGUGAUUUGAAUUUCAUGCCUCUCAAAGUUUUCUUACAGAGUGUUGGAGACACUCUGCUGACCCUGGAAUUAGAAGAUUGUAGGAUGAAGGACCCUGACCUCAGGGUCCUUCUCCCUGUCCUGAGCCAAUGCUCCCUGCUGACCAGCAUCAAUCUUUAUGACAAUGAAAUUUCCACCAAUGCCCUGAAAGACCUUCUGUACCACACUGCCAACCUAAGCCAGCUGAACGAGGAGCUGUACCCUGCUCCUAAAGAGGUCUAUGAUCACUCUGGUUAUAUCAGGGUAGAGGAAUUCCCCCAAUGUUGUACUGAGCUGAAGAGCACUUUCAUCACCGUAAGGCAGCUCAGGUCAAUCUGCUUAGGUAGCAAUCCCUGUUAUGGCUGUGGUGAGCAUUAUUUCUAUGAACUGAAGACAACACUUUGA